Molecule: messenger RNA, 1475 nt
Organism: Pieris brassicae (large cabbage white)
Lineage: Eukaryota; Metazoa; Arthropoda; Insecta; Lepidoptera; Pieridae
Gene: Ada
Product: adenosine deaminase-like protein
Exons: 8
Coding region: 163-1218 (351 amino acids)
Biological process (GO): adenosine catabolic process; inosine biosynthetic process
Molecular function (GO): adenosine deaminase activity
Source: RefSeq, a predicted model, not a curated record
AAGACUACACAGUACACUACUUACUCUUUGAAAAAUACGACAGCACCAUAUAAUAACUAAUAUUUUUUACAUUUUACAAUAAAAUUAAAGAUUUAUUGUAUCAUUAUAUCCCUACGUAAAUAGCCAACUGCUGUUCUGUCUACAACAUUUAGCUGCUUAUUUAUGAUGGACUUCAAUAAACUCUGCCCGGCAUUGCCUAAAGUUGAGUUACAUGCUCAUUUAAAUGGGUCUUUAAGCCGGAGUACAUUGCUUGAACUUAAAAGAUACAAUGCAGAUACCGGUGUUACCGACACAUCUGACGCUUUUUUGGAUGAAUUUCAAAUUGGUGCUGGAGACACUCGGAACUUAUCAGAUUGCUUUCAAGUUUUCAACAUAGCUCAUCGGCUGACUAGAACUCCAGGAAGUUUGGCUUUAGCCACAACACUAACACUUAAAGAAUUUCAAGAUGAUGGUUGCUGUUACAUUGAAUUGAGAAGUACACCUAAAGAAACACCAUUUAUGACAAGCAGACAAUAUAUUGAAACUGUUUCUGAGACAUUAAGAAGCAAUGCACAUCUCGCAAUCAAAUCUAGACUUAUUGUAUCCAUAAAUAGAAACAGUUCAAUUAAAGAAGCAGAAGCUAUAUCAGAAUUAACUAUCAGUUGUUAUAAACAAUAUCCUGAUGUUAUUGUGGGUAUUGAAUUAAGUGGAGACCCCACUAUAGGUCAAUUUGAUGACUUUGUGCCUUCUUUGAUAAAAGCUAGAUGUGCAGGUUUAAAAAUAACUCUACAUUGUGGUGAAGUAUGCAACCCCAAAGAGGUACUACAAAUGUUAAGAUUUCGCCCAGACCGUAUUGGUCAUGGAGUUUGUAUACACCCAAACUUUGGUGGUACACAGGAAACAUGGGAUGCUCUGUGUAAAUUUCAAAUACCUGUUGAAAUUUGUCUAACUAGCAAUGUCAAUACCAAGUCAAUUUUGGAUUAUAAUUUACACCAUUUUAAGGAACUAUACUAUGCAAGUGUUCCAGUAAUCAUAUGUACCGAUGAUAAGGGAGUCUUUUCUACAUCUUUGUCUCAAGAGUACAAAAUAUGUGCGGAUGUGUUUGGUCUCCAACCACCACAAUUAGCCAAAUUGGCACUGAAUGCAGUGGAUUAUGUGUUUGCCAGUGAAGAACAAAAAUCAAUUAAAGAGAAGAUUUUAAAUUUUAUUAACAAAAAUGGUUUAGAGUGUAUGUCAUAGAAAUAAAUUAAAAAAAUACUUUUCUUAUCAAGUUAAUUUAAAAAUAUAUGUUACAAGAACUUGAGUAGGUACCUUGCAGACUCUGAAUCAAGUUAGUGUUGAUACAUACUGUGACUGUGAAGCCAUCAAAGCAAAUACCACAUAAUUUAAUAUGAAGUAGCGGCAGUUUCAAAUAACAGUUUAAUAAAUGAUAAUUAUUUUAAAGUAAAUAAAAAAAGAAUGGCGUUACGACCAUUUAGGUCUCGGCCUCAGACUUC